GUGGACAAAUUGGACGCGAUUGUUGGCGAAAGCAAGGUGUCGAGUGUCACGACGGACAAUGCGCCUAAUAUGGAAAAGGCGUGGGGAAUUCUUGAAAGCACGCGGGGGUUGCUGUGCAAUGGCUGUGCUGCGCAUGUUCUCAAUUUGCUUUUGCAAGAUGUGGCAAAAAUGGACGAGAUCAAGCGGGUAGCGGCUGGCGCUGAGGCGAUCACAGCGUACUUCAUGGGACGCCAGCAGCUACUUGCCUGGCGACGAAGUACGCGCUCCAAGAAGAAGACGAAGAAGGCCCAAGAGGCCGAGGCCCAACGAAAGAAGAAGCAGGAAUUGAAAGCGGCCGUCUUCCAAAACGUUGACAAUCUGGUGCGAGAUGAAGACUUCUGGAUGAAGGGUGAACAAGUAAUUCAGCUGCUGGAGCCGAUCAUCAAGAAGCUUCAGCUACUGGAAUCCGACCACUGCUACAUUUCAAUGGCGUACUGGGCGUUUCGUGACCUCCUCAAGCAGCCUAUCUACUGCGAUCCAACGUUUUUGGUCAGUACGGCAAAAGCUAUACUUGUGCAAAUCGAAGCGAGAUGGAACAAAGUGCACACAGAUGCCAUGUGCAUUGCAUUCUUCUUGGACCCGGCUCAGGACCCCAAUGGUUUCGUUGGCAAAGAUCGAAAGAAUAGCAAGAAGCAGAUCCGCAAGAUGGCGAAGAGACUGGGUUACACACCGGAGGAAGUUGAUCAAGCAUAUCACGAAGCCGGCGUAUUCUGGAAUUUGAUGCGGGAUUGGACGCCCAAGCAGCGCCGUAUUGAGUCCCGUUCUGCACCUCUAGAGUGGUGGGGCGACGAGCGCGACUCAUAUCCAGUCCUGUCUCGGAUAGCGCGCCGGGUGUUCACGAUGCCGACAUCGUCAGCGGCUUCGGAAAGGAACUGGAGUGCUCACAAGUUCGUCUACUCAGAUCGACGAGUUAACCUUGGCCUGGACAAAAUCAACAUGCUGAUUUCCAUGUACUGGGAUCGACUGGAGAAGCCGCUUCCAAGAGUUAUCUUCAACCCCGCAAUUCUACAGACGGCAGUAACCAGUGAAGGUGACGACGACGAAGAGGAGAACAGGAUUCACUACGAAGCUCACGACUCAGAUGGGGAGGAGAAUUACGAGCAUGAAGUCUUAGCUUAA
Phytophthora sojae is the source of this 1158-nucleotide messenger RNA. RefSeq lists its product as hypothetical. The annotation marks the transcript as partial. NCBI's taxonomy places the organism in Eukaryota, Oomycota, Peronosporomycetes, Peronosporales, Peronosporaceae. The transcript has 2 exons. The record is from RefSeq and is a predicted model, not a curated record. Gene Ontology annotation, molecular function: protein dimerization activity.